Molecule: messenger RNA, 2314 nt
Organism: Vanessa atalanta (red admiral)
Lineage: Eukaryota; Metazoa; Arthropoda; Insecta; Lepidoptera; Nymphalidae
Product: BTB/POZ domain-containing protein 2-like
Exons: 4
Coding region: 208-1728 (506 amino acids)
Biological process (GO): neurogenesis
Cellular component (GO): cytosol; P-body
Molecular function (GO): protein binding
Source: RefSeq, a predicted model, not a curated record
UGUCAAAAAUUGAGAAAAUCUUGUCGAAAAGUCGACUAAAUGAAUACAUAAACAUACCAGAGUAAUUACGAUUUGUUAGCAUUUCCCAUUUACCUCACUUCCUCAUUUCAUGUAGCGAAUAAUAAAAUUGCGUCUUCGUGUUUAAGUAGACGGCGUAAUCUAAAUCGACCGGCGAUUGUGUGAUAUGUCCGAUACAGAACUGUAGUUAUGGCUUCUGGUUCCAAGAAUGAUAUUGUGAAUAGACUUUUAAACGUAAGGCUCGAGGAAGGUGCUAGUGGCGAAGAACACCCUCCUCAAAAUAUGCUGCCAUCUAAUCAACAAUCAAGACAAGGCAGUCAUAUUGACGAAGAAAACGGUCACGCGAACGAGCCUAUGCCGUCGUCGUCCGCAAUAGAGAACCUUCAGCCCACAAACAACACAGGUUGUCGUCUGCACAACUGGCAAGCGACAAAAACGACCGUUAAGGAACGAUUGUCUUUCCUUUUUAAUAAUGAAAUACUGUCAGAUGUUCAUUUCAUUGUAGGAAAAGAUGCAAAUCAGCAAGUCAUACCGGCGCAUAAGUUUGUACUUUCCGUCGGCAGUGCAGUGUUUGACGCGAUGUUCAAUGGUGUUUUGGCUACAAAAUCUGAUGAAGUCGAACUACCUGAUGUUGAGCCGGCAGCAUUCUUACAUUUACUAAAAUUCCUCUAUUCGGAUGAAGUUAGAAUCGGACCAGAGAGUGUUAUGACAACUUUGUACACUGCAAAAAAGUAUGCUGUAGCUGCUUUAGAGGAACAUUGUGUUGAUUUUCUAAAGAGCAAUCUUGGCACAGACAAUGCCUUCUUGCUCUUGACACAAGCGAGGCUGUUUGAUGAGCCCCAGCUGGCUGCACUCUGCUUGGAAAUGAUUGACAAGAACACAACCGAUGCUUUGAAUGCUGAAGGGUUUACCGACAUAGAUCAAGACACUUUAAAUGCAGUUUUAGAAAGAGAUACUCUACGCAUACGAGAGGCGAAAAUAUUCGCAGCGGUUCUACGCUGGUCCGAGGCUGAAUGUACACGACGUCAACUACCGGUCACACCUAACAACCAAAGAAUGGUUCUCGGAAGAGCUUUCCACGCCAUACGUUUCCCAUUAAUGUCUGUAGAAGAAUUUGCAAUGGGUCCUGCACAGAGUGGUCUACUUGAUGAUAGAGAAAUAGUUCAACUCUUCCUUUAUUUUACCGUUAAUCCAAAGCCUAAUGUUGGUUUCCUAGACACACCUAGAUGCUGUAUGACAGGAAAAGAACUGACGGUGAAUAGGUUCUCCCAGACUGAGUCUCGGUGGGGUUACAGCGGCACAACUGAUAGGAUAAGGUUUACUGUUGAUCAGAGAAUUUUCGUUGUUGGUUUUGGACUGUACGGAUCUUACUUUGGACCCACUGAAUAUGAAGUUCAUUUGCAAAUUAUUCACCUAGCCACUAAGAAAGUUUGCGGUUCCAACACGACCACUUUCUGCUGUGAUGGAACUGACGACACCUUCCGCGCCAUGUUCAAGGAGCCAGUGGAAAUAUUGCCAAACACGUCAUACAUUGCCAGUGCUAAGCUAAAGGGUACAGAUUCGUACUACGGCACAAGAGGCCUGAGGCGUGUGACAGUCGACUGCAACAACGGCGAAAAGGUCGUAUUCCAGUUCUCAUACGCAGCGGGAAAUAACAACGGAACGUCCGUCGAGGAUGGUCAAAUCCCCGCCAUUAUAUUUUAUAUUUAGAACAUUAAUGUAUUUCUAGUAAAAUUAUUUUGAAUAUGGCAACAUAUUUUAUCAUAAACUAUUCUAGGCUGUUACAUGAUCUGGUAAUAAUUGGUACGCUUACUAAACGAGAAUGUAAUUAACUACGUCGGAGCUCAAACAUUUUAAAUAUGUUCUAUGAACGAAUUGUGAUAAAUUAUUUAUGAAUUUCAAAAUCGUAUCGUAAUCGUACUACAUGUAUAAAUAUAAUAUUACAUUUUUUGAAAUUACACAUGAAAUCAAAGGAUCAAAUUGCAUAUUUAAAAAAUAUAUUAUUAAGGCCCAACGCACACCCGGUGGAAUGCAGAGGAUAGUUAACAGAUAAUAAUCGACUAUGUAUAUAAGUAUAAACGCGCUGAGCACUUGCGGUCCGCCGGCCAGCGGCGAGUCGACUGUCGGCAAACUCGCGUCGAUGCUCGACAGACGAUAGGACGCAUUUUGUGCGUUAGAUACUAAUUUAUUUAAGAAAUUAGAUAUUGUGUGAUUAUCAAAUUCAAAAUCAAAAUAUACUUUAUUCAAGUAAGGCUUUUAGAAGCACUUUUGUAUCGUCAUUUAACAAACUAUUUUA